UUGUGAAUGUCAUUUUGAUGCGAUUUUAGGAUUAAUUUUAACCACGCUAUUUAUAUUACUCGAGUAUUAUUAUCAUUUUAUCAACGUUAUAAAAAUAUACAACAUACAAGAUGCGAACCAAAAACCCUAUGGCUAAAAAGCCGCAACAGAUUUUAUUCUCGAAGAAUUGUUACGGGCCCAAGACUAAAGUCGAGAACUGGGAUUUUGCGAUACACGCGGAGAAAAAGGACAACUACGUGUAUCGGGACAACUUGAGCAACCACGUGAGCACUUACGUGCGAUGGGGCAACGAGGAUCAAGGCGUGAGGAUGACGGAGACGCGGCACAUGCUCGCACAAGUGUUCACCAAGACAGACCCAGUUUACUCGUUCAAGCCACUGGUUAACUUUACAUCCUACCCCUGCACAGAUACACCUGGGAGAAACAAAUUAAUGAAAAAUGCAGAUCUAGCACAGCUGCCAGCUGAUUUUGGAGUGAUGGAUUAUCUGUCAAACCAACAGGACGAUUACCGAAAUCCCUAUCCAUCUGUUGCUAAACCGUUAAUGAUGGAGACUCCCCAGUGGCUGCUGAACCGUGUGAUUCGUUCGGACUUGACGCACAACCACGGCACGGCCCCGCCCCGCGGCGACUACCAGUGCCUGGACACGCACACGCCCAUCGGACACAUCCGCCAAAUGAGGCUGUUCCGCUACCAAUCCUUCAACCCCGCCACAUGUCUUCAAGACUUUCCCACCUUUGAAAAAUCUUUAGACAACAAUGAAACGAAAAAUUAAAAAAUACAAACGAUUUAUUACACGACAUAAAAGCAAAAGUU
Ostrinia nubilalis (European corn borer) is the source of this 814-nucleotide messenger RNA. RefSeq lists its product as uncharacterized. The coding region runs from base 111 to 773 and encodes 220 amino acids. The record is from RefSeq and is a predicted model, not a curated record. Lineage: Eukaryota; Metazoa; Arthropoda; Insecta; Lepidoptera; Crambidae. The transcript has 3 exons.